AUGUCGAAGACGAGCGGGCACAGCGCCGUCAACGGACAUAUCGUGACUUCUUCGAAGAUCGCCGUCGACAAUGCCCGCGACACGAGUCCUCCUGUCGACAUCUUCAACGCCGUAUCAGUCGCACAGAUCAAGGCGACGCUCUCACACCUUCAUGAUCAAGAUGCCUCAGUGACCGCCCGGCUGGAUGCGCUGGUUGCGUCCCAGAAUGAUUUCUCUAGAGAAUUGGGCCGGCUGGAUUUGUUACGAGCUCACUUGGGUACCCAGGCCAGCACGACCAGGUCCGUUAGCCACGGCAUGCUCUCGGACGCUGCGGCCACCGCGGACCGGAUCUCCAACGCUGUCAGGAAGCUGGAUCUCGAACAGGCAAGAGUCAAGGCAACGCUGCAGGUGGUGGAGCAGGUGGCAGAGCUCAAGGCAUGUGUCUUGGGUGUGGCUGGCUCCAUGGAAGGUCCGCAGGACUGGGAGACAGCGGCCAGCUAUCUGAGCCGAGCGUCCAAGAUUCCGCCGGAGGUGGUCAAUGGGGCCUUUGCGGAGGAGAUUGUACCGACAGCGGAGGUGCCUGAUCCUCCCAGCGUCACGUUGCACAAUGCUGCUGAGUCUCUCUGCGGUCUGUUCCUGCGCGAGUUCGACAAGGCCGUCAAGGACAAUAAUGGUGCCAAGAUCACUCGGUUCUUCAAGCUAUUCCCGCUGAUUGGCAGGUCGGAGGUUGGACUGGAGGUGUAUGGACGAUACGUAUGUCAGGGCGUCGCAUCACGGGCGCGGACAAACCUCAAUGCUGGGGCGGCAAAUUCUCAGGAUGGCUUCUUCUACGCUGGUGCUCUGACGAAGCUUUUUGAGCACAUCGCUCAGAUCAUUGAGGGGCAUGGCCCGCUGGUGGAGCGUCAUUACGGAGCUGGCAAGAUGGCGCGGGUGAUAGAGCGUUUGCAAGUAGAGGCGGAUGUCCAGGGUGGAAUCAUACUGGACACCUGGAGAGACGAAAGGAAUAUCGACCGCAAGCUGACUGAUGUAAAGUCCUAUGCUUUUACCUUUCUAGUGCAGAGCUUUCUUCCUGCGCAGCGCGCGGCGGGGACGCCUCGAACGGGCUCUCCGGUCAGUAAGGAUGGGAGUCAGGGAGACCAGACGGAGGAGGAAGGCGUUGACAUGAAGGAGGUGGACGCGGUCUUGAAUGAGAUGGCGGUUAUGCUUGAGCGAUGGUCACUGUACUCCAGGUUCCUUGCGGAUAAAUGCAGGGAUCCGGAAGACAACGAGGACGCUUUUACACUGCCUGAGUUUGUGGCAGAGUCGACUCUCGCCAGGAAGAUUUCGGAGCGGGUCAUCACCCCUUUCAAUGCCAUGACCACGUUCUUCUCUCGCCGCUCCGUCGAGAAGGCCUUCCAGCUGGAUGAGCAGCCGUCCGGGCUGACGCUCAACCCGCACAAGCCACUACAUGCAGACCCCCCGCACAUCACUUCUGCAGUCGACGAUAUCAUGUACAUUGUAAACAAGGUCCUCCGGCAGUCUCUCGCUACCGCUCAGAGGAGCGUCGUGCUGAAUACCGUGCCUACACUGUCUCGAGUGCUGGGUACUGACUUCAUCGGUAUGAUACAGCGGAGGAUGCGCGACGAAUGCUACCCCAAAGCACCUGUUCACGGCGGGCAGCCGCCGGAGCAGAUUGUCAUUGCAUUCUUGGUACUCAUCAACAACUUGGACGUGGCUGUCGACUACAUCCGUCGCAUUGUCCAAGACCACGUGGAGCCGAAAGAGCCUGUCCAGCCACAGACUGCAGAGCGCUCGACGGGUGAUGGUGAAAGCGGACUGCAUGUGUUGUUUCCACUUGAUGACGAUGCAUUGGCGGUCGCUCAGUCGCUGCGAUCUCUCUCCAACUCGUUCGACUCGAAGGCCAGUGAUCUGCUAUCCGACGGUAUCCAGGUUGUUUUCAACAAUGUCGUCAAGCAUCGUCUACGGCCCAUCCUGGCUGACGCCUUUCGCGACAUCGAGUAUCAGCCGCGCGGAGACCGCGAUCCGACCAGCACAGUGUACCACAGCUACGACGAUGAGGACAUGGAUGAGGAGACUCUCCGUGCGGAGCUGGUCCGACCCCGUUUUGCGACAGGCUGGUCGGGGCUUAUGCUGCCCAUCGCGCGAAUCUUAACGCCGUCUGCGUUUGACCGUCUCCUGGGCGUGACGGUGGCAUACCUUGCGCGGCUGCUCGAGAAGCGAUUAUGGUCAUACCACGGCCGGGUCAACGCCCUGGGCGCAACGAGACUCGAGCGCGAUGUGUCCGGCAUCGUCAACGCUGCGGUGGAUGUGACCAGCGGCCACGGAGCGCCAGCACGCUACCGGCAUCGGGAGGUCUUUGCACGGUGCUUGCAGAUGGUGCUGAUCAUGGGCAUGGACGACGACGAGUGGCAGGAUGUUGUUCAAGGCGGCGAGACGGCAGAGAUGGUAGACAAGCUCAGCGCGGAGGAGCGAAGCAGAGCGCGAGCAAUAGUCAGGUAG
Molecule: messenger RNA, 2478 nt
Organism: Paecilomyces variotii
Lineage: Eukaryota; Fungi; Ascomycota; Eurotiomycetes; Eurotiales; Thermoascaceae
Product: COG4 transport protein-domain-containing protein
Exons: 2
Coding region: 1-2478 (825 amino acids)
Source: RefSeq, a predicted model, not a curated record